GGGGGGCGGAGCCGGGGCGCGGGAGGAGGAGGAGCCGCGGAGCAGCAGCCGGAGGACCACUGCUCCCCAGGCUGCGGAGGACGGACUGCCCGCGCCCCCGACCGCCCGCCAGCAUGAUCGCCGCGCAGCUCCUGGCCUAUUACUUCACCGAGCUCAAGGAUGACCAGGUCAAAAAGAUUGACAAGUAUCUCUAUGCCAUGCGGCUCUCCGACGAAACGCUGAUAGAUAUCAUGACUCGUUUCAAGAAGGAGAUGAGGCAUGGUCUUUCCCGGGAUUUUAAUCCGACAGCCACAGUCAAGAUGUUGCCAACGUUUGUAAGAUCCAUUCCUGACGGUUCAGAGAAGGGGGACUUCAUCGCCCUGGACCUUGGUGGGUCUUUCUUCCGAAUCCUGCGGGUGCAAGUGAGCCUAGACAAGGACCAGAACGUGCAGAUGGAGUCCGAGGUGUACGACACGCCGGAGAGCAUCAUGCACGGCAGCGGGAGCCAGCUUUUCGACCAUGUCGCUGAGUGCCUGGGAGACUUCAUGGAGAAAAAACACAUCAAGGACAAGAAACUGCCCGUGGGACUCACGUUUUCCUUCCCUUGUCGCCAGUCCAAGAUAGAUGAGGGCAUCCUGAUCACCUGGACGAAGCGGUUUAAAGCGAGCGGAGUGGAGGGAGCGGACGUGGUGAAGCUGCUUAACAAAGCCAUCAAAAAACGCGGGGAUUACGAUGCCAACAUCGUGGCCGUGGUGAACGACACGGUGGGGACCAUGAUGACGUGUGGCUACGACGACCAGCACUGUGAAGUCGGCCUCAUCAUCGGCACCGGCACCAACGCCUGCUACAUGGAGGAGCUGAGGCACAUCGACCUGGUGGAGGGCGACGAGGGGCGCAUGUGCAUCAACACCGAGUGGGGGGCCUUCGGGGACGACGGGGCCCUGGAGGACGUCCGCACGGAGUUCGACCGCGAGAUCGACCGGGGCUCCCUCAACCCGGGCAAGCAGCUGUUUGAGAAGAUGGUCAGCGGCAUGUACCUGGGGGAGCUGGUUCGCCUGAUCCUGGUCAAGAUGGCCAAGGAGGGCCUGCUGUUCGAAGGGCGCAUCACCCCGGAGCUGCUCACCAGGGGCAAGUUUAACACCAGCGACGUGUCAGCCAUUGAAAAGAACAAGGAAGGCCUCAGCAACGCCAAAGACAUCCUCACCCGCCUGGGCGUGGAGCCGUCCGAUGUCGACUGCGUUUCCGUCCAGCACGUGUGCACCAUCGUCUCGUUCCGCUCGGCCAACCUGGUGGCGGCGGCGCUGGGCGCCAUCCUGAAUCGCCUCCGAGAUAACAAGGGCGUCCCCAGGCUGCGGACCACGGUUGGUGUCGACGGGUCUCUUUACAAGACGCACCCACAGUUUUCCCGUCGUUUCCACAAGACCCUGCGGCGCUUGGUGCCCGACUGCGACGUGCGUUUCCUCCUGUCGGAGAGCGGCAGCGGCAAGGGGGCGGCCAUGGUGACCGCCGUGGCCUACCGCCUGGCGGAGCAGCACCGGCAGAUCGAGGAGACGCUGGCGCACUUCCGCCUCACCAAGGAGAAGCUGCUGGAGGUGAAGAAGAGGAUGCGGGCCGAGAUGGAGAUGGGGCUGAAGAAGAAGACCAACGACAAGGCCGUGGUGAAGAUGCUGCCCUCCUUCGUCCGCAGCACGCCGGACGGGACCGAGAAUGGUGACUUCCUGGCCCUGGAUCUCGGAGGAACGAACUUCCGCGUCCUGCUGGUGAAGAUCCGCAGUGGGAAGAAGAGAACGGUGGAAAUGCACAACAAGAUCUAUGCCAUCCCCAUCGAGAUCAUGCAGGGCACGGGGGAGGAGCUGUUUGACCACAUCGUGUCCUGCAUCUCCGACUUCCUGGACUACAUGGGGAUCAAAGGCCCCCGCAUGCCGCUGGGCUUCACCUUCUCGUUCCCUUGCAGCCAGAAGAGCUUGGAUGCGGGAAUCUUGAUCACCUGGACGAAGGGGUUCAAGGCCACCGACUGCGUGGGGCACGACGUGGCCACCUUACUGCGGGACGCGGUGAAAAGGAGAGAGGAGUUUGAGCUGGACGUGGUGGCUGUGGUCAACGACACAGUGGGCACCAUGAUGACCUGUGCUUAUGAGGAGCCCAGCUGUGAGGUUGGACUCAUCGUAGGGACGGGCAGCAACGCCUGCUACAUGGAGGAGAUGAAGAACGUGGAGAUGGUGGAGGGCAACGAGGGCCGGAUGUGCAUCAACAUGGAGUGGGGCGCGUUCGGGGACAACGGGUGCCUGGACGACAUCAGAACGCACUACGACGUCCUGGUGGACGAGCUCUCCCUGAACGCGGGGAAGCAGAGGUACGAGAAGAUGAUCAGCGGCAUGUACCUGGGCGAGAUUGUCCGCAACAUCUUGCUUGACUUCACCAAGAAGGGGUUCCUCUUCCGAGGGAAGAUCUCGGAGUCGCUGAAGACGCGGGGCAUCUUCCAGACCAAGUAUCUCUCCCAGAUCGAGAGCGACCGGUUGGCGCUGCUGCAGGUCCGGGCCAUCCUCCAGCAGCUGGGCCUCAACAGCACCUGCGACGACAGCAUCCUUGUCAAGAUGGUGUGCGGCGUGGUGUCCAGGAGGGCCGCGCAGCUGUGCGGGGCCGGCAUGGCCGCCGUGGUGGACAAGAUCCGAGAGAACAGAGGGCUGGACCACCUGGCCGUGACCGUGGGCGUGGACGGGACGCUCUACAAGCUCCACCCGCACUUCUCCAGAAUCAUGCACCAGACGGUGAAGGAGCUGUCGCCCAAGUGCAACGUGUCCUUCCUCCUGUCCGAGGACGGCAGCGGCAAGGGGGCCGCCCUCAUCACGGCCGUGGGCGUCCGGCUCCGGGAGGAGAAGAGCAGCUAAGAGCCCCGGCCCCAGCCCGCGGCCCUUCCGACACUCACUUCCUCUCUCGGAGCGGCGACCCCCCACCUCCCCGCGCGCGGGGCUGGGCCGCCAGCCCCGGAGCCCGCCACUGCCACCGCGGGAGGAGAGCGGACCGGCCACCGGCGCCAGCGCAGGGUGCAGAACGGCGUGUGUGCUGCUGCUAAUACCUCUCACCCGGGCCCUCUGCCCCCCACCCCCCUGCAUGAGUUGAUUUCACCCUGGCUGCCCGGCCCCACGUGUGAAGUGUCGUUCUAAUUUAUGCGUUCGCCCGACAUUAUUUAUUGGCCUGAGAUGACACGUCCCACCGUCCGACAGGCCUCCUGGGCGUCCGCAGCCCCGUCCGUGGGGACGCACCGCCCCCCCUGGUGUGAGAUGUAUCACCACCAGCAGACACUGCCGCCUCCCGUCCCGGCGCCCGCUGCUGUCUGGCCUCCCCGGGUUCCCGUCCGGCGUGUCCGCGCCACUGGGCUGUGUGUCUGUGGGCCACGUGGUGACUGUCUUGCAUUCUGUCUUGGGGUGGGGGAGUGGGGGAGGUGGGCGGUCCUGUGGCAACGUGUCUUGUCUCCCGUGUAAAAGGAACCAACCAAACAGUGCCCUCCUUGGAACUCCCCAUCGCUUCUGUGAGCCAUGUCGUACGACCUAGUAAACUUUGUACCAAUUCA
Molecule: messenger RNA, 3550 nt
Organism: Pipistrellus kuhlii (Kuhl's pipistrelle)
Lineage: Eukaryota; Metazoa; Chordata; Mammalia; Chiroptera; Vespertilionidae
Gene: HK1
Product: hexokinase 1
Exons: 18
Coding region: 114-2867 (917 amino acids)
Biological process (GO): glucose 6-phosphate metabolic process; intracellular glucose homeostasis; glycolytic process
Cellular component (GO): mitochondrion; cytosol
Molecular function (GO): fructokinase activity; glucokinase activity; D-glucose binding
Source: RefSeq, a predicted model, not a curated record